Messenger RNA from Cynara cardunculus var. scolymus (artichoke), 724 nucleotides. RefSeq names its product 10 kDa chaperonin 1, chloroplastic-like. Gene Ontology annotation, cellular component: mitochondrial matrix. NCBI's taxonomy places the organism in Eukaryota, Viridiplantae, Streptophyta, Magnoliopsida, Asterales, Asteraceae. Gene Ontology annotation, molecular function: protein-folding chaperone binding; metal ion binding; protein folding chaperone. The transcript is spliced from 7 exons. Bases 116 to 535 code for a protein of 139 amino acids. The record is from RefSeq and is a predicted model, not a curated record.
ACGGAAGACUCUAGAACCCUAGUGAUCAAAAGCAUACAAGUGAAGUCACGCACCCACCCAAAACCCUCAAUACUCCCUCUUUCUAUCUCUAAACAACCAAGCCUUCAUCUUAUCCAUGGCGUCCUCCACUUUCUUUACACCAACUAAACCCUUUCUAUCUUUCGCUACAGACCUUCCUUCUCCUUCCAUCUCUACUAAACCCACAACUUUAGGUCUACGAAGAAAUUCGUUCAAGGUUAACGCAAUUGCAGCUAAGUACGAGCCCACCAAGGUUAAGCCACAAGCUGAUAGAGUGUUAAUUCGUCUGGAGGAACUACCUCAGAAAUCUGCUGGUGGAGUUUUGUUGCCAAAAUCAGCUGUCAAGUUUGAACGUUAUCUUAUGGGAGAAAUUCUUGCUGUUGGUUCUGAGGCAGGGGAAUUGGAGGCCGGGAAAAAGGUUCUUUUCUCUGAUAUCAACGCCUAUGAGGUGGAUCUUGGAGCAGAGGGAAGACACUGCUUCUGCAAAGCAGCCGACUUGCUGGCUGUCGUUGAGUAGCCAACACACCAUUAUACGGUGAGAUUUUCAUCUUCUCCCAGGAAACCGUAAUUGAUUGUAGUGCGCGCUUGUUGCUUAUGAUUUGAUACAUUUUGUUGGGAAGUGAAAUACAAUAAUAAGCAUCACAAAUUUAGCUUCAUCAAGUUCAUUAUUCGGAAGUUUUUAUUCUAUCCGUCAUGUUUAUUUUGA